AUGAGUCCUCUUUUACGACUUGAAAGGGUUCGCGCUCCGCCGUACGAGAGGGGCUGGAGCUACGUGGAGCGCAGAAGUGGGCAGCUCUGUCUGGUGCGAAAUAGGAAGGAUGGACUUCGCCUCCAUCGCCCGGCGAAGAAGAGAGCACUACCUAGAGACAACGGGAGAGAACCAGAGAGAGAGGUGAUCAUUGUGCGUGACGAGGAUCUGCCGGCCAUCGGCCGGCAUCAUCAUGUUCAUCCAAGGGGAGACAGACUGUUUGUGGAUGUCUCUCAACAGAGAGCUGAGCGGCGAGGAUCAGACGACCCCCGCGAUACAUCCCCACGACCGCGCCCAAGAAUCGAAGUCCGCCGUCCUCUGAAUGCCACUCCACCGCCCUCUCCAAUGUUCGAAGCACCCAGCCCGGAGGCAUUCCCCUACCGUAUCGUGCAGAAAAUCCCCGUCGAGCGGGCUCGGCUUCGUCGCGUCAGACCUGUCCAAGUCGUAGACGACCCUCUUCAGCACGUCCUGCCCGACGACGAUGAAUGCUACGAGGAACUCUUUGAUUCAGCCAAAUUGCCCGACAGGGAACCGAGACCUUAUCACAUCCCCGAACCCGAGAACGCGGUGUGGGAUGAGGAUAUGGAUGCUUGGGUUGUUCGGCGCGCCCCGAAAGUGAGAUUUUCCUGA
Cladophialophora bantiana CBS 173.52 is the source of this 669-nucleotide messenger RNA. RefSeq lists its product as uncharacterized. The coding region runs from base 1 to 669 and encodes 222 amino acids. NCBI's taxonomy places the organism in Eukaryota, Fungi, Ascomycota, Eurotiomycetes, Chaetothyriales, Herpotrichiellaceae. The record is from RefSeq and is a predicted model, not a curated record. The transcript has a single exon.